CCCCACUGCGGAGCGAUAUAAAAAGCGACCCGAUUGAAGCGAAAAACAUUCGUCAUCCGGCAGAGAAGUAGAAACUGCAGUAGCACAAGCACCAUCGUCGAACGCAACAUGAGAGUUUACCACUUGCUGCUGAUUACAUUCGGUCUGGCCGCGAUCGCCGGCACCCGGGGAGUUCUGGCCCAUCCACCUAGGCAAGAACCGGAUCCGUGCAUCACCACCACCACCUGUACCCCACCGCCUCCAUGCACCACCACCACCUGCACCCCGGAGCCACCGUGCACCACCACCACCUGUACCCCGGAGCCACCGUGCACCACCACCACCUGCACCCCGCCUCCAUGCACGACCACCACCUGCACCCCACCUCCGUGCACCCCACCUCCAUGCACCACCACCACCUGUACCCCUCCUCCAUGCACACCACCGCCAUGCACCACCACCACCUGUACCCCUCCGCCGUGCACCAGGACCCCACCACCGUGCACUAGGACUCCACCACCCUGCACCAGGACCCCACCACCAUGCACCAGGACCCCGCCGCCGUGCACCAGGACUCCUCCAUGCACCAGGACGCCACCCUGCACCCGGACUCCACCCUGCACCACGACUACAACCUGCACCCCACCUUGCACCACCACCGAACCUUGCCCACCCAAUAACCCGCUGAAUCCCGGAAACAAUGGAACCAACGUGGUUGGAGACACGGAACACGACAUCAAUGGUGUCGCCAAAGUUGCCUCGGUGCUGAUCUCGCGCCACGAUUGCCGUGGCGAGGAGGAUGGCACCUUCCUGGCCGAUGUGCGUCACUGCCGCCGCUACUACAUUUGCCAACGGCAGAGGUCGAGGCGCGUGUCCUGCCCCAGCGGCUUCUGGUUCGAUCGCGAGCUGAAGACCUGCCGUCUGGCCAGCCUCGUCGACAACUGUGACGCCAGGCGCAACUAAGCAGUGCGCCAGUGUGGCCAUCGUGCGCCCAAGCAAAGCAAAUUGGUUUUACAGAAUUUUUUUUUGCACUUUUUCAAAGAAUAUAUAGCACAGCAAGAGUGUGCGGAUUAAUUGUUAACGAUUCCAAAGCAAUAAAUAAAUAUUUCACUGAUUAUACAAGAAA
This is a messenger RNA of Drosophila takahashii, 1105 nucleotides long. RefSeq names its product salivary glue protein Sgs-3. The record is from RefSeq and is a predicted model, not a curated record. NCBI's taxonomy places the organism in Eukaryota, Metazoa, Arthropoda, Insecta, Diptera, Drosophilidae. Gene Ontology annotation, molecular function: chitin binding. Gene Ontology annotation, cellular component: extracellular region.